Molecule: messenger RNA, 5625 nt
Organism: Protopterus annectens (West African lungfish)
Lineage: Eukaryota; Metazoa; Chordata; Ceratodontiformes; Protopteridae
Product: desmoglein-2-like
Exons: 15
Coding region: 173-3592 (1139 amino acids)
Biological process (GO): homophilic cell-cell adhesion
Cellular component (GO): desmosome; plasma membrane
Molecular function (GO): calcium ion binding
Source: RefSeq, a predicted model, not a curated record
ACGUAGAGCUUGGCUUGUGAGAGUGAACUUGUAAUGUAUUUGUUCAGUGCCUUAUCCCAAGACAACAGUCUAUUUUCAGCAUUAACUAGUAGUCUGAAUUUGGAAUGUAAAAGAGGGUAGGAGAAAGGAUUAGCAAGUAGAAAAAAGGCUAAACUGCAUUAAUCUGAGUAUCAUGAAACAGCUUGCUGCUGCUGGAAUCCAUAUUCUCCUGCUAAUGAUAUGUCAUGUAUUUGGAAAUCAUCUUAUUCUGGAGGUGAGAGACAUUAGCAGAAAUACAACUGCCAAUUAUACGCAACAGACUGGUCUGAGAAGAUGGAAAAGACAAUGGAUGUUACCACCUGUUUCUAUAAGAGAAAAUGAAGACCCAGCUAAACAAAAUCCAGUUGCUAAAAUACGAUAUGAAACAGAUGAUGGCAAACCAAUAAAGCUGACUUACAAAAUUACAGGAAAAGGGGCAGAUGAAGAACCAUUUGGUUGGUUUUUAAUUGAUAAAUUCACAGGGCAUUUGAGCCUAACAACAGUCGUUGACCGAGAAGAGCAUCCAUUAUUCAAAUUUGCAGGGUAUGCUUUGGGCCCAUCAGGAGAUGAAGUAGUGGUGCCUAUACAGCUUUGUGUCAAAGUACUGGAUGAAAAUGAUAAUGCUCCAGUGUUUGCUCUGAAGAAAUUUACUGGCUCUGUCGAAGAAAGAAUAUCUUUGGAUACACCAGUGAUAAAAGUAGAUGCAACAGAUCGUGAUGAUUCUUCUACGCCAAAUGCAAAGCUUUCCUACAAGAUCUUAUCACAAGGACCUUCCACAAAGGAACUGUUCCAAAUCAACAAGCAAACAGCAGAGAUAUUUGCUCUCGAAGUUCUUGACAGAGAGGAAUAUGCAAACCAUACUCUGAUUGUGGAAGCGAAGGACUUGGAUGGAGAGGAAGGUGGAUUUUCUACAACAACGACUGUCUUUAUUAAAGUAUUGGAUGUCAAUGAUCACUUUCCAAGACUCCAACAUGAUUCGUACCGUGGAAGUGUCAAUGAAAAUACAGCAAAUGUUGAAGUGUUGCGGAUGAAAGUACUAGAUGCCGAUGAAGAAUUCACCGAUAACUGGCUUGCAGAGUUUUCAAUUCUGUCAGGCAAUGAAGGUGGUCACUUCCAUAUAGAAACUGAUCCAAAAACUAAUGAGGGUGUCUUAAUGCUUGUUAAGGAACUUGACUAUGAAGAGAUACAAAACCUUGAACUAGAACUUGCAAUUGCAAAUAAAGCAGAUUUUCAUCCAUCAGUUGCUGAAAUGUUUCAUACAACAUCAACUCCUGUGACAAUCACAGUGAACAAUUUAAGUGAUGGUCCUGCAUUCAAACCAGGAACUAAGGCAUUUGCAGUUCCAGAGAACCUCCAUGCAGAAGCUGGAGCUAUAGCAUCAGCAGGUGCUGGAGCUGGAGCUGGAGCCGGAGCUGGAGCUGGUGUAGGAGCCAGUGCAGGAGCUGGUGUAGGCAUUGGAGCUGGAGUAGGAAGCGGAGGUGUAGCAGCAGGCAGUAGUGGAGUAGCCAGUGGAGCUGCAAGUGGAUCUGGAACAAAACCUAACAGUGGAGCUACAUCUGGAACCAAACCUGGAGUCAAACCUGGGAAGCCUGGGAAGGUCAUCCUUGGAAAAUAUCCUGCUGUGGAUGGAGACACUGGCAUGACUGCAGAAAAUGUCCAAUAUGCCAAGGACUUUGAUCCUGACAACUGGUUAUCUAUAGAUCCUGAGACUGCUGAAAUAAGGCUUGCUAAAAUCCCUGAUUAUGAGUCACCAUAUGUAGAGAAUGGGAAAUAUGUUGCAAAAAUCUUAGCUGUAAGUCAAGAUAUUCCUCCAAAAACUGCCACUGGAACUAUUGUUCUGGAGGUUCAGGAUACAAAUGAUAACUGUCCAGUGAUCGAAAUGUUGUCAAGACAGGUCUGUGAAAAUGUUGCUUCUCUCAAUGUCUCAGCUCAGGACAUCGAUGGUAACCCAAAUUCUGCUCCUUUUACGUUUAAAAUCAUUGAUGAACCUGCUGGAGUAGCUGAGAUGUGGAAAAUAGUAGACAAGACUGACACCAGCAUCCAGCUGUUGGCCAAGAAGGCAGUAUAUCCUGGUACUUAUGAAAUUCCAGUUCUAGUGCAAGAUCAACAAGGUCUAAGUUGUCCUGAUAGGCAAGUUUUGAAGGUGGAUGUCUGCUCUUGCCCUGAUGGUGUCAGCUGUGCCAGUCGAAUGAUAGCAAGCGGUGCUGCACUUGGGGGAGGAGCAAUCGGCCUGCUGAUAGCAGCACUGUGUAUACUGCUUCUUUCAGCCCUACUGCUGCUGAUGUGCAAAUUCAGAGAUACGUCUGGCAAGAGCUUCAUAGCACUUCCUGAUGGAAGUGCAGAGGUGCUGCAGCUAUGUAACAAAGAAGGAGGAACACCAGUGGAUAAGGAUGCACUAGUUAUCGCACCUUCAAUUUUCAACUUGAUGCAGACCAAUUCAGCACAUGUUGGAGCAGUAGCCACUGAGCAAAAGUACAGAAGCCUGGAAAGGCAUGGCACCACAGAUGUCAGACAUUCAACACAGCAGACAAUGCAUUCACAGGGAGGACAGAGGACUAGUCCCAAAAAGAAGAAACAAGGAGAUUUACUUCUCUGUAGUGAGGAAUAUAAUUUCAGAGAAGCAAUGCAAGCAGUUGGGACCUUAGAUGAAGUGUUUCUCCGAAGGUACUUUCAAGAGAAAUCAAAUUUCUUAGCUUCAAAGGAUGCAGCUUGCCCAGCAAAUGAUUGUCUACUGAUAUUCAACAAUGAAGAAGUCAAUACCACUGAUGAGUCAAUAGAGUGGGGCAUGUUCUUUGAUGCUGGUGCCGAUAAUGCUGAUGAAAGCUUUCUGGAUGACUUGGGUCCAAAAUUUAAGACUCUGGCAGAAAUUUGCAUAGGCAAGGAAAUUGCCAGUGAAGUUCACAACACUCCAUCUGGACUUGUCAGACAGAACUCCAAUACCUCCUAUCAAUCUGUAGUGAGCCAGCAAAUGUCCCCCUUGCAAAGUCCAAGCUACUUAUCUAAGACAGCAAAUACAUACAUUGAAUCAGCUGUACAAAAUACUGAAAGGAAGACAAAUACUGCUGAGGUAAAAUACCCUACCACUAUAAGUCUGGAGCCUAAAGUUCAGCUUAACACUGUGGUUGCUAAAAAUCAUGGUGUCCCUGAUAUGGGACAACUGUCUCAUAUAUCAGUGCGUAAUGGUGCCCUGCAAGAGCAGGUCAUAUGGACAGAUACAUCCUUUGCUCCUGGGGCUAUACUUCAGCCUGUGGGAGUUAUUACAUCCCCUGUAGUUGAGCACAGAACUGCAGAAAGGUCUGCCCCUACUGUGUAUGGCAUUUUACAGCCAGUGACUGAUCUGGUAGGAGUACAUAAAGCCUCUGCCACAGAAGGACACUCAGUGUCUGGUUCAGGUGUGCAAGGGUACCUACUGAACAGAGACGGUUUGCGUCAACAGCACAUUUUAGUAACAGAUCAGCCUAUUAACCCUAAUGCAACUCGAUACGCAUCUCUCAGAGUUGGAAAGGAGAGUUCUGGUAGCUUGUUCAACAAUCAAUCAAUAAUGCUUGUAGAGCAUAUAUCAGAUGAGAAAUAGCAGGCCCUGAUGUAUCCAGGUGUAUUGCUGUAUACAGACUGCUCACCUAUAAAAUUUAAGGUUCAUGAGAUGGGCCAACUGCUGUCAUCCACAAAGGGAGAGCAUAAAUAAGUAUGCUUGGACACUACAACUAAAGUACUUCAUUUACCAAACAGGCCACAGAUCAAGAUAUGAAAUAAAGAAAAUCAUUUAGUGCACAACAUCUUGGACUAUCUCAAGUGAUAGUCUGUCCUAAAAUGAUUAUUCUCAUUUUCUUAAAUUAAAUUAUGGUUGAAUGGAAUAUUCAACAACACUUCAAUCAGUUUUGUAAAUUUUUGUAAUUAGUUUCUGUUUCUUAUAUAAAUUAUCUAAUAUUAAAAAUCAUCUAUGUCUAACAAUAGGCUUUAAAGUUUUAUCCUAGCCAUGUGACAACACUAUUGUCAUUUAAAAAUUCAGUGUGUACUCUAAUUGCCAUUCAUGUAGAAUUAAGCUGAAAUUUUAUAGUUGAGCCAAGGCAGCCUGUACAUAUUUGUGAAUCAUCACAAUAAUUACCAUUAAAAAAACACUUUAAACCAAUGGCAGACUGAAUGUUAUUAAUAAUCUCCCAUUCAUCUAUUUUCUGCAUACUUUAAUCCUCCAUUUCAGAGUAACUCUUUCCAGAGCCUCUUCUGACAAGCAACAAGAUAGGAUCCAGCUCCUGGUAUGAAACAACAAUGUUAUACGUAUAGUUUAUGUUUGUUUGGAUCAUUAAGUGAGAGAAUAUCCCUUCGCUGCAGUUGUAGCCCAUACCCCAGUGAAUUAUUUCUUCACCAUUCUUUGUGUGUUACAGCAUCCAUCUAAUGCUGUUGUAGUGACAGUUUGCAAAACAGCAUGUACCUUACAGCUGCUGUUUUAUCUAGUGAAACACAACAUAUAAACAGUUUAUGGAAAAAUAUCAAGUUGGCAAAAUGAUUAACUUGAGUUGAUUAUGCUGAUGAUGUAUGAAGAGGAAUAACACGGGCUGUACUGUCCUUAUGGUGAACUUCUGAUACCUACAAACCAAGGUAGAGAAUGCUUUGGUACAGGAUAACAUUUCUUCAGUUAGAUUAAACUCUUCUAUGUUUAAUAACCUAAACAGGUUAGCAUGAUGCAUUUUAUAUGUUUGUUAACUGCAUUUCACUCUAUAAUCAUCUUACUCAAUGUCCAAACUUAGAUCCAAGAGCCAUCCAGGAUACUUAACCACUUUAUACUCAGCAUACAAAAGAAAAGAAGUAAUAUCUAAAGAAUACAGAAUGCUUAAAAAUGUGAAAGGAAAUGUCAGAAGGUAUAUAGAAUAACUGGGUACUAGAUUUGUACUUACUAUGAUGUAGGGGUCUCAGAGGAUGCAAAUUUUACGAGUUGUAUAUGAUGAUUAGUUAAAGCAAUGCUUGUACUUCUAAAGUCAAUUCAGUAUAAGGUGUGGAAAAUAAUUUGGUUUAAGGAAUGUAUUGACAUUGCUUGUAAAACGAACUAAUGCAAUAAAACCACAGUUUAGCAUUAGCAUUCUGACCCAGUUGUAAUCAAAUUAAGUAAAUGUAUUGUAUUACUAGUCAAUUACAUAGAAAACAAAAAUGUGUAUUUAAAUUUAAAAGCCUCUAGUAAGCUAUGUAGCUUAUUGUCCUUGCCAGGGCUGUGGGUCACAAUAGCAUAACUAUACUGUAUUUUCACAUCUUUCAUAUGACAUUGUGUAAAAAUCCUGUUUGCAGAAGUUUGCAUUUAAGGUUUACUGACCAAGCAGUAAGUGUAAUCUAUAGCAUUUUGGUCUUGCAAUUUGAUUUGGAUUAUAAUCUGACAUUUGUCAAGAGUUACAGAACUUUAAUGAACCUAGCUGUACAGAAAACUACAAGUUCAGAACAUAUGUUCAAGAAUUGUUAAAUAUUUCUAAAAUGAUUUGGGAAUGUGUGAGAUAGUAGGACAACAUUUUGCUACAAAGUUAUAUAGUGGAGGGUAACAUAUUUCAAACAGCAUGAUUUGCAUUGUUUUGUAACAUUUAGUUAUGUAUAAAUGAAAAAUAAAAUAAAGGCAUUAUACCCAGA